AUGAUCGCUAGCAUGAAUCAAGUUGAGCCAAGAACAAGAGAGGAGAGAGCAGCUUUGAAAGACAGAGAACGCGUAGAGUAGCUCCGUUUAAGAGAAAGAAUCGGAUCUUAUCACAAAUACGUUGAUAAUGUUCUGGUUAACAAUCCAGAUCCUAAAUCAUCACAUUUCAUUCCUGAUAACGAGAGAUUUAACAAGGAUUUCGCAUCACAUGAUAAAAUGGUUAGGGAAUAGUAGUAUAAAACAAAGAUGGACGCCAUUGAGAAGAAAAGAGUUGAGAAAUAUGAGAGAGACUUGAAGAGAUGGGAAUUUAUGGAUGAGGAAAAUGAAAGAGAAUCCAAGAGAAUCCUAGCAAUGAAUGACAAGUAUUUAACUGGCAGAAGGAACAGAGGAGGUGCUGCUUAUAAUAUUCUCAGUCUGCAGUAUGAAAAGACAGCAGAGGGACAGUACUUAAAAGAAAGAGAUGAUGAUGCCAAAGUUAGGGCUUUAAUGAGGUCAAAAAAUCUAGAUGUUAGGUCUAAUUGUGGUUUUAAUCCAGUUAAUGGAAGUGAUAGACGUAGUGUUGAUAUUCCUGCGCAUAAACUUUACAAUCCACCAGAUAGGCUUAGAAGUGUUGGUGAGAGUAUUAUUGGUUCUGGUUUUGCAGGAAAACCCCUGAGGAAAGAGCUGUUUAUAACUCCAUCUCGAAACUUAUCUACUCCAGCAUUAAACUUUGGAGGUAAUCAAGCGGUAAGCAACUUUGGACAGGCUAAUUAUCCCUAUACUUAAGCUUAAAACUAGGAUUCCAAUUAGAAUAUGAACAAUAACUCGAAUUUCCUGAAUCAAAAUCAGUAUUAGUAAAAUAUUUAUUAACCUUAAUAACAAAACAUUCAUAACGAGUAUCAGAUGUAAAACUAUUAGCAAUAGCCACAAGUACAUCAGCAAUCUUCAUAAAUAGAUCCCUAUCAAAAGCCUUAAUCAAACUAGUUCCUUGGAGGCUACCCUGGCUAAGUCUAAUAAAUCAAUAGCAAUUAUAAUUAAUAGUAGCAGUAGCAAAACACCAAUCCUAACCUUCCGAUUGCUCAGUAGCAACAAGCACUCUAUGGCGGGAAUGGUCAUUAUCUAUACAAUCAACCAAACAUUUAGAGAGAUCAGCUAAUAGCUCCUGCCUAUCCAUAAUAGCAGCAAUAGAUGUUUAACGCCCAAUUCAAAGCUGGAGGUGCAGGGACAAAGUUCUACUGA
Molecule: messenger RNA, 1218 nt
Organism: Stylonychia lemnae
Lineage: Eukaryota; Ciliophora; Spirotrichea; Sporadotrichida; Oxytrichidae
Source: the annotation of a GenBank genome assembly